UUUAGUUGGUAUCCGUUGUAUGGCAUCAGCAAGCUAACAAAUACUCUAACAAUGGCUUCCACUUUUUCCAUUCCCUACUCAAUGCCUCCAACCCCAUCUCUCUAGUUUUCAUACAUGCCCUUGGCACACUUAUCGAUCUGUCUCGCCGGAGAAAAUGGAGGAUUCCGGUAGCUCUGCCGCCGGCGGUUUUUUCACUCAAAAAACCCCAAUUCUGGGACAGAAGCUGUUCAUCAUCAUCAUCGCCACCAUCGUGCUCGUGCUCGCUGCUUUCGCUCUGAUUCUCCUGUUCCUCCGCAGCCGGAGCUCGAGGCAACGCCGCAUUGGCGUGAAUCAUAGCUCCGGACUUGUGCCGCUGGUUUUCAGUGAGAGGGAGGCGGAUCAGACACAGCCAAAGAGUGAGAUGAAGAAGGUGUUUGUGAUUGGGGGUUUGGAUGCGGAGUCGGAGAGCACGAUGCAGAGCGAGUCCUCGUCGACCGACGGUUUGGGGAGCUCUGGGUUUAGCAUGAGAGAGCUGCAAAUUGCGACGAAUCAGUUUUCGAGUCAGAAUGUGAUUGGAGAAGGUGGUUAUGGAAUUGUUUAUCGUGGGGUAUUACAGGAUGGUUCUGUGGUUGCUGUCAAAAAUCUUCUAAACAACAAGGGUCAGGCAGAGAAAGAGUUUACAGUGGAGGUUGAAGCUAUCGGGAAAGUAAAACACAAGAACCUCGUGAGUCUCUUAGGUUAUUGUGCUGAAGGAGCUCAAAGGUUGCUGGUCUAUGAGUACAUUGACAAUGGCAACUUGGAGCAGUGGUUACAUGGCAAUGUGGGGCCAGUUAGUCCGUUGACUUGGGAGAUCCGCAUGAAAAUUGCCAUUGGGACAGCUAGAGGACUAGCAUACUUACAUGAAGGAUUAGAGCCCAAAGUUGUCCAUCGGGAUGUAAAAUCCAGCAACAUUCUACUAGACAGGAAAUGGAAUCCAAAAGUGUCAGACUUUGGACUCGCCAAGUUAUUGGGACCUGAGAAAAGCUACGUGACUACACGAGUGAUGGGAACAUUCGGAUAUGUCUCCCCUGACUAUGCAAGCACUGGUAUGCUCAAUGAGGGGAGCGACGUAUACAGCUUCGGAAUUCUACUCAUGGAAAUAAUAACCGGAAGGAGCCCAGUAGACUAUUCAAGGCCACCAGGAGAGAUGAACUUGGUAGAUUGGUUCAAAGGGAUGGUAUCAAGUCGGCGUAGUGAAGAGAUUACUGACCCACUGAUGGCUGUUCCUCCUCCCCCAAGAGCACUCAAGAGAAUACUACUGCUUUGCCUCCGAUGUAUAGACUUGGAUGCCAUCAAACGUCCUAAGAUGGGUCAGAUUGUACACAUGCUUGAGGCUGAUGAAUUUCCUUUCCGCGUGGUGUCUGAACGACAGUCGUCGUUUUUUUUUCCAACUUUAUACAUACGGUGA
Salvia hispanica is the source of this 1426-nucleotide messenger RNA. The record is from RefSeq and is a predicted model, not a curated record. NCBI's taxonomy places the organism in Eukaryota, Viridiplantae, Streptophyta, Magnoliopsida, Lamiales, Lamiaceae.